Molecule: messenger RNA, 2077 nt
Organism: Sphaeramia orbicularis (orbiculate cardinalfish)
Lineage: Eukaryota; Metazoa; Chordata; Actinopteri; Kurtiformes; Apogonidae
Product: short coiled-coil protein B-like
Cellular component (GO): trans-Golgi network
Source: RefSeq, a predicted model, not a curated record
GAGGGAGAAAAGAGUAAGACAAGAAGAAAUAUUAAACAGAAGAAAAGGGAUGCACAGACUCAAGGAACUUGGACCUUACUGAGUGAAAAAGACUGUGAUAUAAGUAUAAAAAUAUAAAAGAAUCCAACCUGGAGGAGGUGAAGGACAGUCAGGCCAUGGAGGCAGAGGUCGAUGAGGAUGAUGGCACGUUCACCAACAUCUCUCUGACAGACGAUACAGGGGACAGUGGAUCUGCAGCCCUGUAUACUAAACAGGAGGACGAGCUCUUCAUCAUGAACUGUGACAUAGAUGGAGACAUGGAGAACCAGGUGGAAAUGGAGGAAAAAACUAGAUUAAUAAAUCAGGUCUUGGAGCUGCAACACACACUUGAAGAUCUAUCAGCACGAGUGGAUGCGGAAGAGGAGAACCUGAAGUUAAAGUCCGAAAAUCAGGUCCUUGGCCAGUACAUUGAGAACCUCAUGUCGGCCUCCAGUGUCUUCCAGACCACUGACACUAAAGGCAAACGGAAGUGAGCUAACCGUCUGACGAAACCCCCGCAUUCUGGGCCAGCGGCCACAGCCACAUGGUUGGAGAGGCAGCUGUUUGUCUCAGCAGACCUGGUGUUUCUGUAAAUCAUUUGAGCUCACCUGUCUGAGUCAACAUGAACAACUUAUCAUCACUUAACCAGACUUCUUCUCAACCCAGUUGAAUCCAGAAAUAUCAGCUUAAUCUAUAUAUUGUGGUCUAGGUCUGUUUUGCAGCAGCUUCCUCUCCACUCUAACAGAGCAGGUACACCUCACCUUAACCACACAGAUACAAUCAGAAAAACCAUAAUAUGCAUAAAGUCCUUAGGGGUCUUUUUUUACAUCAGGUUUUGUCUUAAUCCUGUGUCAAAAUAGGAUCUUGAAAAUAAAUCUUAGUGUUAUCAGGUUUUCUGUGGUUUCCCAAAGUUUCCUCUGAAUCCCAACCAUGUAAGUGAGCGAAAAACAAACUAUUUAACCAUGGAUCUUCUGUUUAACACUGGGUUAUUGUUUUAUUUAUUUUGUAAAGUAUUUUGUAUGUGAGCAGGGCCUGAGUUUUGUAGUUCUGGGUGUCAUCAUGUGUUCCUUUUCUUCAAAACUGGCAAACUGGACAGUAUUACUGGAAACUAAAAAUGUGCUGCAAUCGCAUGCAUGAGCAGUGUACUCGUGUUUUUUUUUUGUUUUUUUUUUCUUUUAGUUUGAUAUGUUUGUAUAUUGUCAAAUCUAAUGAACUAGAUUUUCGAACCAUGAACGGACUGACAAGUCCUUUUUAUUUGAAAGUGAACACAGGCAGGAGUUUUACAAACAAUAUACUGUAUGUAAAAAGCACAGAAACUAAGUUUGUGCAUAAAAUUGUACAUUUAAUGUGAUUGUUUAAUUUUAAGUAACUGAUUUUACACUUACAUGACACCUGGCACAAGCUUUUCUUGAUAUUUUCCACCAUUUCAAUGUUUCAUCUAAUACAUCAUCUGACCUAAAACCAGAGGAAUUGGUAGAGGUUAAUGUGGUAGAUGGGAAAUGUAUAAUCCUCAUUGUUGCAGACAGUUAUAUAGUGUGGGGGUGGGGGUACAGAUCAGGCCAAAUGACAUGAGGAAGAUGAGGAGGAUGAGGUGGUGAGACAAAGAGAAGAUGAAAAAGUAGAAAGAGCUGUUUUUCCAUCUGUCCUGGGAGAGCAAAAGCAUCAAGAGGUCUUGAGUGUUAUUGAUCAGCUGUGCCUGUUGGAGUGGUGGAGAUGAUGGUAAAAUGAUGAUGGGAGAAGGGAGCAGGGCGUUUCCUGUCCUCCACCAUCAGAGCAGGAUGCGAAAAAGGGAAAUCAUGUGAUGUAACUAAUCUAAAUGAGAACUUUUUUUCCCUUUUGAACUGAUGUGUAGGUAAAGUCACUCAUGUUCAGACUGGGGGCUCUAAACGUCACUGUAUAUUCUGUAAUUUAUUGAUGUUAUUUUGAUAUUUUUAACAGCUGUACAGUAGUAACUACUGUUUUUUUGUUCAUUAUGGCAUGCUGAAUGUGCCCUACCAACCGUUUUGUGUGUAGAAUCUUUGCCUUUAACCAUUUUUGUUUGAAUAAAAACCUAAGAUUA